Messenger RNA from Cinclus cinclus, 2622 nucleotides. It is a transcript of the gene NEFH, whose product is annotated as neurofilament heavy chain. The coding region runs from base 1 to 2622 and encodes 873 amino acids. Gene Ontology annotation, molecular function: structural constituent of postsynaptic intermediate filament cytoskeleton. Lineage: Eukaryota; Metazoa; Chordata; Aves; Passeriformes; Cinclidae. Gene Ontology annotation, cellular component: axon; neurofilament. The record is from RefSeq and is a predicted model, not a curated record. The transcript is spliced from 4 exons. Gene Ontology annotation, biological process: axon development.
AUGAGCCUGAUGCUGGAGACGCUGCUGGGCCCCCCGGGGGGGCUCCGCAAGGAGCCGGGCCGUGCUCCCCCGCGCUCCGCAGCCUCCAGCGGCUUCUACUCGUGGCCAGCCCCGGUGGUCGGACGGGCACGGGGCGUGGGGGGCGGCGGCGGCAGCGCGGCCGCGUCCUCCACCGAGAGCCUGGACUCGCUGAACGGCGAACCGCGGGCACGCAACGAGAAGGAGCUGCUGCAGGUGCUGAACGACCGCUUCGCCGGCUACAUCGAGCGGGUGCGGGCGCUGGAGCAGCAGAACCGGGCGCUGGCAGCCGAGGCGGCGGCGCUGCGGCAGCAGCAGGCGGGGCGCUCGGCCAUGGGCGAGCUGUACGCGCGGGAGCUGCGGGACAUGCGGGGCACCGUGCUGCGCCUGGGCGCCGAGAAGGGGCAGCUGCGGCUGGAGCGAGCGCGCCUGGCCGAGGACGUGGCGGUGCUUCGGGGAAGGCUGGAGGAUGAGGCUCGGCAGCGCUCGGAGCUGGAGGCGGCGGCCCGCGGGCUGGCGCAGCGCUCCGCGCAGGAGGAGCGAGCGCGGGCGCCGCUGGAGGAGCGAGCCCGGGCUCUGCGGGAGGAGGCGGAGCAGCUGCGGAGGCAGCACCGCGCCGAGGUGGGAGCGCUGCUGCGGGGGGCGCGCCCCGAGCUGCCCGUGGAGCCCCCCGCGUCCCUGCGCCCCGGUGUCACCGCCGCGCUCCGCGACCUGCGCGCACAGCUGGAGGGCACGGCGGCCCGCAGCACCCUGCAGGCCGAGGAGUGGUUCCGCGUGAGGCUGGACAAGCUCUCGGAGGUGGCCAAGGUGAACACGGAUGCCAUGCGCUUGGCCCAGGAGGAGAUCUCUGAGUACCGCCGGCAGCUCCAGGCCAAGACCACCGAGCUGGAAGCCCUCAAAGGGACCCAGGAGUCGCUGGAGAGGCAGAGGCAGGACUCGGAGGAGCGCCAUCAUGCAGACGUCCUGUCCUACCAGGAAACAAUCCAGCAGCUUGACAGUGAGCUGAGGAACACCAAAUGGGAGAUGGCAGCUCAGCUCCGGGAGUACCAGGAUCUGCUCAACGUCAAAAUGGCUCUGGACAUCGAAAUUGCUGCUUACAGGAAGCUCCUGGAAGGAGAGGAAUAUCGGCUCGAGACUGGCAUUGGGAUGCUCUCCUACCCCGAGGUGAUCCCCAAGCCUCCCAGCAUCACCACCAGCAUCAAGGUGAAGAGCGAGGAAAAGAUCAAGGUGGUGGAAAAGUCAGAGAAGGAGACAGUGAUUGUGGAGGAGCAGACGGAGGAAAUCCAGGUGACUGAGGAGGUCACAGAGGAGGAGGAGACUGAGAAAGAGACUGAAGAGGAAAAAGCUGAAGAGAAGGAGGAGGAGGAGGGGGAGGAAGAAGAGGAGAAAGCUGAAGAAGAGGGUGAAGAAAAGGCCAAGUCCCCCUCCAAGGAGGAGGCUGAGUCCCCCUCCAAGGAGGAGGCUGAGUCCCCCUCCAAGGAGGAGGCUGAGUCCCCCUCCAAGGAGGAGGCCAAGACCCCAGCCAUCAAAUCCCCUGAAAAGCCCCCAACCCCCUCAAAGGAGGGGGCCAAGACCCCAGUUGUGAAAUCCCCAGAAAAACCUGCAACCCCCUCAAAGGAGGAGGCCAAGAGCCCAGCUGUGAAGUCCCCAGAGAAAGUCCCAACACCCUCAAAGGAAGAAGCCAAGACUCCAGCUGUCAAAUCCCCUGAAAAGCCAUCAACACCCUCAAAAGAGGAGGCCAAGACCCUGACAGUGAAGUCCCCAGAGAAACCCACAUCUCCCUCAAAGGAUGAGGCCAAGACCCCAACAGUGAAAUCCCCAGAGAAACCCCCAGCCUCCUCCAAGGAGGCCAAGAGCCCAGCUGUGAAGUCCCCAGAGCCACCUGCAACUCCCUCAAAAGAGGAAGCCAAACCCCCAUCUGUCAAAUCCCCAGAGAAGCCCCCAGCCCCCUCAAAGGAGGAGGCCAAGCCCCUGGUUGUGAAGUCCCCAGAGAAAGUCAAAUCUCCCAUGAAGGAGGAGGCCAAGUCUCCACAGAAGGAAGUGGCCCCGGCCAAGGAGCCAAGCCCUGCUCCAAAGGAGCCAAAGGCCCCUGCCAAAGAGGAGCAGCCCAAGGAAGUGAAGGCUCCCGCCAAGCCUGAGGAAGGUAAGAAGGAGGAAGCUCCCAAGAAGGACGUUCCGGCCAAGACAGAGGAGAAACGCAAAGAGAAAGCGGCUGCUGUGCCAGAGCCUCCAGCUCCACAGGCCAAAGAGACCAAGCCAAGCCCUAAACCCACCGAAGAGGGAAAAGCUGAGGAAGCUCCAACAAAACCUCAGCAAGAGGUCAGCAAAGCAGCCACCAAAGAGGCUGAGAAGCCAAAGGCUGAGGAGAAGGUGGAGGAGCCCAAGAAAGAAAAGGUAGAGGAACCCAAGAAGGAGAAGGCAGAAGAGCCCAAGAAAGAAAAGGUAGAGGAAUCCAAGAAGGAGAAGGCAGAGGAGCCCAAGAAAGUGGAGGAACCCAAAGUUAAAGCAAAACCCAAAGAUGAGCCCAAAGCCAGUAAGGAACCCCCCAAAGUCGAGGCUCCCUCCAGCAAGGAGGGCACGGCCCCAGAGCCAGGGAAGAAGUGA